Molecule: messenger RNA, 441 nt
Organism: Linum tenue
Lineage: Eukaryota; Viridiplantae; Streptophyta; Magnoliopsida; Malpighiales; Linaceae
Source: the annotation of a GenBank genome assembly
UUGUCCAAUAACGGCAAUCUUUCUUUUGCUGACGUGUCUGCCGGGAAUCUUGGUACUUACGGAGAGAGAGCCAUUGCUCUAGCAGUCAAGGAGAUGGUGAGAUACGGACUGUUCCUCGGGACUUUUGCCGGCACGUUUGUCUCCGUAGACGAGAUAAUUACUGCCUUGGGAGGUCAUCGGAGGCAAGUAUUGCUCUCUACUUCUCCCCAGCUCUCACGGACUGGGAAAUGGAGAGCUCUUUGCUGCAGGAUUGGUUGCGGGGCCAUCCAUACUGAUGCGCGCUGCUGUGUUGGCUUCCCGCUGUGGGAUCAAGAGCAAGCGGGUUGGCAGAAUCUGGAAGCCUCUUACUUGGAAGCACGGCGACAUAUUUCUAAUGUGCCUCUCCUCUUCGCAAAUCUUGUAAGUUUACUCAUUGGAGUUUCUAAGUUGUUAGCUGAAUGA